Messenger RNA from Aspergillus pseudoviridinutans, 222 nucleotides. RefSeq lists its product as uncharacterized. The transcript is spliced from 2 exons. Lineage: Eukaryota; Fungi; Ascomycota; Eurotiomycetes; Eurotiales; Aspergillaceae. The coding region runs from base 1 to 222 and encodes 73 amino acids. The record is from RefSeq and is a predicted model, not a curated record.
AUGGGUGCUAGGAGUGAUAUUGCCUGCGACCUCGCGGAUCUUGUGGAACUCGAGAAAGACUUCUUUGAUCUCAUUGAGAUUGCAGCAGCCGACUACACUACUGUCGCUCAGAGUCACUCACUUGAGAAUGGCCAAUCGUACAAACCUUUGUAUGUCACCCCGGCGUGCGUCGACGUGAUACAGAAGUUUGAAAGAGAUUAUCUGCUGAGGCAGAUGUAUUGA